Protopterus annectens (West African lungfish) is the source of this 5882-nucleotide messenger RNA. RefSeq names its product ankyrin repeat and FYVE domain containing 1 (gene ANKFY1). Bases 77 to 3574 code for a protein of 1165 amino acids. The transcript has 28 exons. The record is from RefSeq and is a predicted model, not a curated record. Lineage: Eukaryota; Metazoa; Chordata; Ceratodontiformes; Protopteridae. Gene Ontology annotation, molecular function: metal ion binding; protein binding.
CGCAUCUUCUCUAACUGUUGAUAAUAGAGAUCGCGUGCUCUACUGUCUCGCGCGAGGUCUCCUGCUUGAACUCAUAAUGGCGGAAGAGGAAGUGUCAAAGUUACGAAAGCACCUGGCGCUUUUACGUCAGGAGUAUGUGAAGAUGCAGCAGAAGUUGGCAGAUACCGAGAAGAAGUGUACCAUGCUUGAGGCUCAAGCCAACAAGGAGAUCUCCAGUGACUCUUUCAUCAGCCGUCUGUUAGGAAUUGUGGCUCAGUUGUAUCAGCAGGAGCAGUACAGUGACCUGAAAAUAAAGGUAGGGGAUGAGUAUCUUAGUGCUCACAAGUUUGUGCUGGCAGCACGAACUGAUAUCUGGAGUCUAGCAAACCUAGCGUCAACCAAGGAGCUGGACCUGUCAGGUGAGUCGCCCGAGACUGCCCUUCAGAUCAUCAGAUCUUGGAUAUUCACUGUGGUAGACCAGUUAAAGCCGAAAGAAGAUGACUAUUUCUUGAAAGAGCUCGUCAGACUGAUGGGACGGUACUUAAUAUCCAUUUCUUCUGACAGGUGUGAAAAAGGAGUGAUGUCAUUGGUUAAUGUCAGGAACUGCAUCAGAUUUUAUCAAACUGCGGAAGAGCUGAGUGCUACUACUUUGAUGAACUAUUGUGCAGAGAUCAUUGCUAGUCAUUGGGAUGACCUAAAAAAGGAGGAUUUCAGUUCCAUGAGUGCCCAGCUGCUGUUCAAAAUGAUCAAGUCAAAGACAGACUACCCCUUGCAUAAAGCUAUUAAAGUAGAGCGAGAGGAUGUUGUGUUUUUGUACCUCAUUGAAAUGGACUCACAGCUACCUGGGAAACUGAAUGAACAAGACAGUAAUGGAGACCUUGCACUGGAUCUGGCACUCUCUCGAAAGCUAGAGAGUAUUGCAACAACGUUGGUAAAUAACAAGGCUGAUGUUGAUAUGAUUGACAAAAAUGGUUGGAGUAUUUUGCAUAAAGCCAUCCAAAGAGGGGAUGAGUUUGCUGCAAAUUUUCUCAUCCGGCAUGGGGCUUGUGUCAAUGCAGCAACAACUGGAAUGCAGGAGACUCCACUACAUCUUGUGGCUAAGUACAGCCCUAAAAAACACUCCGCUGAUAUAAUGAUAGGAAUGGCACGGAUUGCUGAGGCUCUGCUCCAGGCUGGUGCCAACUCCAACAUGCAGGACAGUAAGGGGCAAUGUCAGGCAUCAUUAACAAAGGAUGCUCAUCAUGUUGAUGACUGUAGCAGCAGCCUUAGCUAUAUGGGUUAUAUCCCUGUCAAGGAUGUAACAGGUGACCAGCUUCCAAAGCUUCAGGCACCUUCCAUGCACCCAAAUUGUUGGUCAUCUCGAAGUAAGCUGACUAAAAAGACAGGUUUAGGUGCCAAGCUCUUCAGAACUUUCCCUGCCAUUGAAGAAAGGCUAGAUUUGGAGUUAAAGGAUAAUGAAGGGAAUACAGCAUUGUGGCUUGCUCUUCAGUACAUCACAAUGUCAGCUGACCAGUCUGUCAAUCCUUUUGCUGAUGUGCCUGUUGUGAAUGGAACAUCCUUUGAUGAGAACAGUUUUGCAGCAAGACUUAUCAAGAGGGGCGGCAAUUGUGACGCAGCUGCUAAAGGGACAGGGAACUGUCUACUACAGAGGGCAGCAGAAGCACACAGUGAAGCAGCAGCACUUUUUUUGACAACACAUGGGGCAAAGGUCAACCACACGAAUAAAUGGGGGGAAACUCCACUCCAUACAGCUUGUCGUUAUGGACUUGCAAACCUUACUGUUGAGCUUUUGCAACAAGGAGCCAAUCCUAACAUCCAGACAAAACAUCCUGUUCCUGCUAGUAAAGUGUCAUUGUCUUCAGAGCCUGGAGAUGGCAUCUACCUGCAGACACCACUACAUAUGGCAAUAGCAUACAACCAUCCAGAUGUAGUGUCUGUCAUACUGGAGCAGAAAGCAAAUGCUCUUCAUGCUACCAACAAUCUGCAAAUAAUUCCUGAUUUCAGCCUUAAAGAUUCAAGGGACCAGACAGUCUUAGGUCUUGCUUUAUGGACAGGAAUGCAUGUAAUAGCCGCUCAGCUGCUGGGUUCUGGGGCCUCCAUCAAUGACACCAUGUCUGAUGGGCAGACACUACUACACAUGGCGAUACAACGGCAGGAUAGUCAAAGCGCUCUCUUCCUGUUGGAACAUCAGGCCGAUAUUAAUAUCGUAAGACAUGGCUGUGAUGCAACAUUUUGGAACACAGGACCAGGAAGCUGUCAGCAGACUCUUCUUCAUAGAGCCAUUGAUGAAAAUAAUGAACAAGUAGCUUGUUUCCUUAUUCGAAGUGGUUGUGAUGUAAAUAGUCCUCGACGGCCUGGUCCUAAUGGAGAAGGAGAUGAAGAAGCCCGAGAUGGGCAAACUCCCCUCCACCUCGCUGCUUGUUGGGGACUGGAAGAAGUUGUACAGUGCCUUCUUGAGUUUGGUGCCAAUGUAAAUACCCAGGAUGCUGAAGGGAGGACACCAAUCCACAUUGCCAUCAGCAAUCAACAUCCAGUUAUAAUCCAGUUAUUGAUUUCACACCCUGACAUACGGUUGAAUGUACGAGAUAGGCAGGGAAUGACCCCAUUUGCAUGUGCAAUGACUUACAAGAACAACAAAGCAGCUGAAACUAUCCUGAAACGGGAACCAGGAGCAGCUGAACAGGUCGACAACAAGGGUAGAAACUUCCUUCACAUUGCUGUUCAGAAUUCUGAUAUUGAGAGUGUCUUGUUCCUCAUCAGUGUGCAGGCCAAUGUGAAUUCAAGAGUCCAAGAUGCAGCAAAGCUGACCCCAUUACACUUGGCUGUGCAGGCUGGCUCAGAGAUCAUCGUGCGUAAUCUGCUUCUUGCAGGUGCAAAGGUGAAUGAGCUGACAAAGCAUCGUCAGACAGCAUUGCAUCUGGCAGCCCAGCAGGACAUGUCUUCCGUCUGCUCCGUGCUGUUGGAGAACGGGGUGGAUUUUUCUGCUGUGGAUGAAAAUGGCAACAACGCUCUUCACUUGGCUGUAAUGCAUGGACGUCUGAAUAAUGUCCGUAUUCUUCUCACAGAGUCCACUAUUGAUGCAGAAGCUUUUAACCUCAGGGGUCUGUCACCUAUGCAUAUCUUGGGGCAUUAUGGGAAAGAGAAUGCUGCUGCCAUCUUUGAGCUUUUUUUGGAAUGCAUGCCUGAAUACCCACUUGAUAAACCUGAUGCUGAAGGAAACACAGUGCUUCUUUUGGCAUACAUGAAGGGAAAUGCUAAUCUCUGCCGGGCUAUUGUAAGAGCUGGAGCACGACUUGGUGUCAACAACAACCAAGGAGUCAAUAUUUUUAACUAUCAGGUCGCUACCAAGCAGUUACUCUUCAGACUCCUAGAUAUGCUAGCUAAGGAACCACCAUGGUGUGAUGGCUCAAACUGUUAUGAGUGCCUUGCCAAAUUUGGAGUUACAACAAGGAAACAUCAUUGCCGGCACUGUGGGCGACUGCUUUGUCAUAGAUGUUCAACAAAGGAGAUUCCUAUUAUAAAAUUUGACCUCAAUAAACCAGUUCGUGUAUGUGAUAUCUGCUUUGAUGUGCUCACUUUGGGUGGAGUUUCCUAGCAUUAUGCAUAAAUUCGAUUUGAUUCUUAAAGUCUUGGCCACACUGCAGAGCCUUAUAUGCAGACAUGAGGAUGGCUGAAAAAGCCCUGCUUUCUGUGCUAAGGAAAAGGACCUCAUUCAGGACCUCGUGCUAUGUUUCAGUGGAAAUAAACUGCAUAAUUGUAAAAUUAUUAACAGCACAUAAUAGAUUUUUUAACCCUUUGAUAAAUAGAACAAUUUCAGAUCACUGACUGGAUCCUUAACAUUGAAGGAGUCAACAUUUCCAAGAUCAGUGAGGUGAAGGAACUAAACUAAAUACAAGAGGGUGUCAUACUGUGAAUGUGGUAUUGAAUAAUUUUCACAAGACAUACCAGAUAUGCCACGCUGGGACAGCAAUAUGAAAGCCUGUAUGAGAACCCUGAGCUAUGAAAUACAGCAAGAAAAUUCUUCAGGAGAUUUGCAGCAGAUCAUGUCUCACUACUCUUUCACAUAAUUUCAGUAACUGUGUGAAAUCUAAUGAAUUCAUGUGAACCUAUGGAGUCUUUCCAGUAACUUAUCAGAACAUUUAAGUUCCACUAGUAUCUUUGGCAGAAUAUAUCCUUCUCACUACUUGUAUUAAACACUAAAAUAAUCUACAUGUAAUUGCGCUUUCAUGGUCCAUCACACCUACAGUUAGAAAGCACAGGGAAAAAGUAGUAAAUGAUGCUUUCUGUCUUGGUAGGGGAAACUGGAAGCCAUGGAUCAAGAAUUGCUACUGCUAGACAAAAAUUGUGUUAUCAAACCUGAAAAAUAGUGCUUCUGUCUAAAAUCUGGUGUUGCUGUUUAUCAGCAUAUUCAGUUUAAAAGAAAAUCCAAGUUGUGCAGGAACUGUACUGUUGCAAAACACUGGUCAGUGAUAAGCAUUGUGUGUCCUUUGCUAAGGGUUGUAGCAGUGAAGAACUAAACAUCACUGGGCAUUCACGCCUGCUUUAAAAUAGUCUAUCUCAUUCCAUUAAAGUGGCAGCUCAUAUCAUAGGGUGUUCUGAUUGACUGAAUUGUGUAAAUCCCUUUAAUCCAUGGUGCCAUUCUUUGUUUUGAUUGCUUCCAUGUAGUCUGUAAACAUCAUAUUUAGCUAUAUGUGAGAUUCAUGUGUGCGCCUUAAUUAGGAUAUGUGACACCAGUGACCUACAGGGUUAGUGAACAUUGUUGUAUGCAAGUCCACCUUAAUCAUGAUCAAAAUAAUGUUUAAAACUAAUGCACUGCCCAAAGAAAUAAGCAUUUAAACACUUGCCUAAUUUUAAAUUUGAGUUGCUUUUUUGUGUUUCCCUUGAGGUUAAUGUAAAGUAUGAUUACUUGGCAGUAGUAUGGUGUGAUAAGUGGUAAGUGAGACAUUAUUUUGCCUUGCUUUUGACAUGUCUGUUGUAGACCUUUUCCUUCCAUUCUUUCACUGGCACUGUGAUGUCACAUGAGUUCAGGAUGAGCUGUUUAUGUCUUGGUUUAGCUGCAUUUUGUCACUGUCAAGAGGACCAGCCACAGUGCUUUUGAAGUAAAAUGGUGUUGCCUGUCAAAUAGUAUGCCAUUUCAAACAUGUAGCUUUUUAUAUGGGCAACAUAGAAAAUGUCCUAAUAGAAACAAGAAAGACAGUCACUAACAGUAAACAAACAGAAAAUAUCUGCUUAGUCCAACUGUUCCAAUUCCAGUUUGACUUCAUUUCAUGUCUGAUGUUUACUGGCCCUCCAGCACUUGUACGUACUUCUUAUGUGCAUCUCUGUAUGUUAUCCUUUACCUGAUUUCUACUUUAGAGCUGUUCUGAACACACACACACAGAAUGAACCAGUGCAUAACUGUUUUUUUUGUCUUUUACGUGUUAAAAAGGUGAUUCAGCUACAUUAUAAAAAAUGCUGGUGAUGAGAUAAAGUAGUCAUUUUCAUUGUGCAGACCUUUAAUUGUUUUGCUAACUACCGAAAGGGAUGUUAGAACCAAAAAGUGCAUUCAUAGUACACUACUUUCUUAAAAUAAACUGCUGCUUAAAAAAGGGGUGUGAAAAUGUAUGUAUUUCUUUCAUUACAAAAUAAUUAACCACAGCAGUUUUUUUCUUAUUCUUGCAGAUCUCAUUAAUCACCUUUCUGUUAACUUGUUGCAGAUUUGUUUGUUACGAAGCCAACUUUAACAGCUGGCAGAUGAGUUUAUAUGCUACAUUUAUAUGACUGAAUGUAUUGUAUGUUGUCUGCUUAAUUUUGUGUUGACAUUAGAUCAGCAGUGGUUUUAAAGUAGUAGAUCCUUUAUGCGAUCCUUCAUGUGAAGGUUCAGACAGCUGGCAGAGUACAUUAAAUCAGGAGUUUAAAUUGUC